Rotaria socialis is the source of this 1272-nucleotide messenger RNA. NCBI's taxonomy places the organism in Eukaryota, Metazoa, Rotifera, Eurotatoria, Philodinida, Philodinidae. The record is from the annotation of a GenBank genome assembly.
AUGAAUGACGUGCAUCAACCAGUAGUUUCAGCAAAAAUGCCUACUAUUAGGCAGCGAUUACCAUUUAAUGACGUUCCAUCGGUUCAUAUGAUUAAAUUAAAACGUGGUCUCAUUCAACGUUCUCUUCUUUAUUGUUUUGAAAAGGGCUAUUUUUCAUUGAUUCGUUAUUUACUUCAAUCAGAUUCAGCAGAUGUCCGUGAACGUGACCAUGAAGGUCGUACGGGUCUGAUGUAUUGCUGUUUUAUUGAUAGUGACUGUUGGGCACAAAAUAUUUCUAUGAUCCUACUCGAGUAUGGUGCUAAAAUAGAAGAUGAAGAUCACAAUGGACUUAAUGCAUUACAUUAUGCAAUUAUAACACAACGAUCAAUUUUAGUUAGACGUUAUCUUGCUUCACUUGAUUUUGAUCUUAGUCGAGCAGUAGAUAUCUAUGGUAAUACAUGUUUACAUUAUGCAUGUUCAACAGGUAAUACAGACAUCGUUCGUUCUAUUCUUGAUGCAAUGAAACGUUAUUCAGUUGAUCUAUCAGUUAAAAAUCAUCAUCAACUAACAGCACUUGAUAUUGCUUGUCAAUUAAAUCAUGAACGUUGUCAAAAUCUACUUCGUAAUGAAAUAACACUUAUUGAACAUACUAAUAAAGUAUCAACAAAAACACGUGAAUCACAUACAACUAUGAAAUCAUUAUUUGAACGACGUUCAUCUACACCAACGAGAACAAAUUCAACGGCAUCAACGGCACAUCUUACAGAAUCUAUUGUAUCGGUACCCAUAAUCAUGUCUCGAUCAAAAAAUUUUCCAAAUCAUUUUUCAACUACAAUAAAUUCUAACAAUAAAGAAAACAUUGUUAACCCAACACCUAUAUUUGUUGAUCCAAUUAAAUCACGUCGUAUCUCACUUAGACGCAACGAAACUCUCGAUUUAACACUUGCGAAUCAAGUAAAAGGUCGAGUUGAUUUUGCUACAACACCAUUAACAACUAAAAAUGCUAUUUUAAGUGCAUCAUCAUCAACAUGGCGUGAUGAUUUUUCACAUAUGUUUAAUCAAUUACUAACAUUUAAAACGCCAUCAUAUCGAAAAACUAUUCAUGCACCAUUAAAUACUGAAUUACCAAGUUAUUUAUUUGAAAGUACAUCUGACGGGUUUGGUGCCGAUGGAAAUGACAGUAAUCACCAAUCGCAAUCAUCUUUGCGAACAAAUCUAUCACAGAAAGUCAUUCAUCGACGACGAAGCAGUGCAGUUAGUACUUUAUUAGUGGCACAUAAAAUGAAAAAAUAA